AACGGUUAGACAUAGGGAAGUGAUGUAUCCCUGUGCUGCAAUCGUUCCAGGAAACAGAUUGCAGUCCCCAGCAAGGUUCACAUUUCCGUCUAACUUCUUCUUUUGUGUACAGAGCUAUAGCCAGUAUUGAAAUUAUUAAACGUUAAACCUCCAGGUUUCCAUUUAAAUUGUAUCAUUUAACUCUCUCUUUUUUUUUUUCCUUUAUUUUUAAAAACUUGGGUUGUCAAGAAUUCACGAUGAAGAGCCUUUUUUUGUCUCUGGUAGUUGUCUCUGUUCUGUUUAUGAACAGCUUCUCAGACGUGCAGGGAAAGAAAUGGAAAGGUGAAGGUACAACAAAAAACCUGGAAAGUAUUGUCAUUGGAAGAUGCUAUAACUAUAUUAGAAUUGUGAAUCCUGCUGUUGGUGAGAAGAAUUGUUCAGAGAUAUGGGAAGCGUUUAAAAAUGCAUUUAUUAACAAGGAUCCUUGCAGCAUUCUACCUAAGGACUAUGAAUUAGUUAUCAACCUGUCAUUGCACACAAUUCCACCUAACAAGUCUCUCUUCUGGGAAAAUAAUCAGCUGCUAGUCAAGAGCUUUGCUGACAGAGGCCGUCGCUACAUGUCUCUGAGUGAUACUCUGUUUGGCUUCUUUGGAGAUUUUCUAAACUGGUGUGGGCAGGCAAACAGUGCUGGACUGGACUAUGAAUCCUGCCCUACCAUGGAGGAAUGUGAAAACAACGCGGUGGACUCUUUCUGGAGGAUGGCCUCAAUCACUUAUGCACAGCACAGUUCUGGGGUGAUACAUGUCUUGUUGAACGGUUCUGCAGUCGGAGGAGCUUAUCCAGCCCCAGGUUUUUUUGCAGAUUAUGAAAUACCUAAUCUCCAGAAAGACAAAAUCUCAAAAAUUGUCAUCUGGGUUGUGGAUGAUAUUGAAGGACCAGAUAUAGAGUCCUGUGGAACUCACACUGUAAAAAUAUUAGAAAACAGGCUAAAAACCCUUGGUUAUGAUGUCACCUGCACUGACAAUUACAAGUCUGUAAUGUUCUUACUCUGCCUGGAUUAUCCUGAUGAUUCUAAGUGUACCCUUUCAUCGUUUUAAACCAUUUCCCUGAAAGUUUUGUGAUGUGGGUACAUUCCUCAGCUGAGGAAACCUGGAUGAGAAAGCUUUUGGAAACCAUUAAUGUCUUUUUCCUUUCACCUAAGGGAUGAGCAUACCAGUUCUCCAGUAUUACCACAUAGCACUUGCAGUAUGUAAGCAGGGGAGCAGCCACCCCUUCCUUUCCAUCCAUGUUGGUACUUAAAUUAAUAUAAACACUAGUGUAUUCUAAGCACCAAUCUCAUGCUCGCCUGGGGCAACUACUAAGCAACUCAGCUGUUAUCAUCAUGUUAGGAAAAGUUUCCUUGCUUCUUUCCCUCCUGAGCCUUCUAUUCCCUCCUGUAUGCAUGGCAAUGUAAUAGGCUUGAUAUUGACUUCGUAUCUAUGCUAACCCUAAUCAAGACAGAGCUUCCCAAUCUGAAUGCUAACUAUCAUUGCCACUCCCUGAAAUUUAAGUAGCUAAAAUACUUCAAGCCAAUGAAUACUUACACUUUUCCCCAAAUCACUUACUUCUCUGUAAUAAAGAACAUCUCCAUUGAAAUUAGCUGCUCUUUCAGAAAGAGCCUUAAGCAGAUGUAUAUAAAUUAUUUGAUGAUUAUCUUCUAGAUCUGUUUUCUCUGUGGAUGGAUCCCCGCUCCCUGAUGGUCCAUUAACUGACAUGGGAACAGUUUGGUCAGUAGUGGUAUCACUGUUAAGAGCGUGUAUCUGUUAGGAAAAAGUUUCCUUUGCAGAGUGUGUUCAGCCUACACUCAGUGUUCAUGCUUCCAUAAUAAAUAGUGAGACUAGACAUGCAGGCUCUGUUGCAUCCCCUUUCACAAUGGCUAUUUUCUGUUACAAGACUGAUAGCUGCCUUCUCAGCCUUGGGAGAAUAUCGUCCUGAGCCCAGAAACAUUAGAGUUGUGCAAGUGACUUUUUUGUCACCGACUCCUGUUACAUUGGCAUACCAAAGGAGAGGGCUGUGUCAGGUCAGCAGAGGGAUGGCCUCUGUACAGAAGGUGCUGUAAUGUCCUUGGGGCUUCUUGGGUAGUGGUAGCGCCCCUUAACUCCUCUCCAGACUUGAGCUGCGUUCCUGCCGAGUCAAAAUUGGACUUUGGCUUGUUGACACCCUGAUGUUUGAAGCAAACUUGUAAGUAAAAAAAUACCCACUAGAUGGCAUAGAUAGCUUACAAACAUAAGCAGAAAGGAAGCCAGAUGCAACCUAUUAGUAGUGGUAUUUAUUACUUGCAUUACUGCAAUGUCAGGGAGACUUAGAAAUGGAUCUGGAUACUGUUGUAUCAAGUGCUGUAAAAAUACAGACCUCUAGGACCACUGCUGUCUAGAAGAGCUCUAUACAAUCUCAAGCAUAAGGCCAGAGACAGUAAAUGGACGUGGAGAGACAAGGAGGCUCAGGUAUUAAGGUAGAAAGGAGUAUUCCCAGGGUUUUGCACAGAUAUCCUGUUUAUAAAACCAUGACAGCCAAAAGGAAUCUGGUGGCGAGCUCUUAUAAAGAAACUUCUAGCUUAGCACUUGGACUGCAAACUUCAUCCUUGGCAACAAACCCCUGAUAUUUAAAAGAAUCCUAACUCAGCUCUGUGCUGUGAACAUCCUGUUUGUUUUCUUUUCUUCAGAUCUGCACCAGCAGCACAAAGAGGACCUAUAUCUUCAGACAGAGGAGGCAGCUGGAACAAGCUCCUGUUUGUUUCUUUUCUAGGCUUUUUGUUCAGAUUUGCUUUAGUGUACUAAGUUAAUCAACUGAAUCCAUAUCCUCUGUUUGCCUUAGCUGGCUAUAAAUUUGGCUUCAACUAAUUUCUAACUGCAGUUUCACCCUACUUCUGGGACUGGCAAACCUGCAUAUUAAAAGCUUCUAUCUAGAUACCAACUACUUUUGGUAUAAAAAAAUUACUGCUACUAGAAAGCCUCACCCUUCAUUUUGUUUUCUGGAAUAGAAGAAAUCCAUUGCCAU
This is a messenger RNA of Aquila chrysaetos chrysaetos, 3015 nucleotides long. RefSeq names its product bone marrow stromal cell antigen 1 (gene BST1). Gene Ontology annotation, cellular component: plasma membrane. The coding region runs from base 237 to 1076 and encodes 279 amino acids. NCBI's taxonomy places the organism in Eukaryota, Metazoa, Chordata, Aves, Accipitriformes, Accipitridae. Gene Ontology annotation, molecular function: NAD+ nucleosidase activity; phosphorus-oxygen lyase activity. The transcript is spliced from 9 exons. The record is from RefSeq and is a predicted model, not a curated record. Gene Ontology annotation, biological process: positive regulation of B cell proliferation.